Molecule: messenger RNA, 486 nt
Organism: Pseudogymnoascus destructans
Lineage: Eukaryota; Fungi; Ascomycota; Leotiomycetes; Thelebolales; Thelebolaceae
Exons: 3
Coding region: 1-486 (161 amino acids)
Biological process (GO): ribosomal large subunit assembly; translation
Cellular component (GO): ribosome; cytosolic large ribosomal subunit
Molecular function (GO): structural constituent of ribosome
Source: RefSeq, a predicted model, not a curated record
AUGAAAACACACCUUCCAGUAUACACACAUAAACCGUCACAAUGCGUAGGCCAGCGCGGUGCUACCGCUACUGCAAGAAUAAACCCUUCCCAAAAUCCAGACACAACCGCGGAGUUGCCGACCCAAAAUGAGCAGGUUUCCUCCAAGGCCCUCGAGGCGGCCCGUAUCCAAGCCAACAAAUAUAUGGUCAAGAACUCCGGCAAGGAGACUUUCCACCUUCGCAUUCGCACACACCCUUACCACGUCAUCCGUAUGAACAAGAUGUUGGCUUGUGCUGGUGCAGAUCGUCUGCAACAGGGUAUGCGUGGCGCAUGGGGUAAACCCGCCGGUAUCGUUGCUCGCGUUAGGGUCAACCAGAUCCUGAUUUUGAUGAGAACGAUCGACCGUUGUGAGCUCCAGGCUAAGACGGCGCUGAAGAAGCCAUGUACAAGUUCCCCGGCCAGCAGAAGGUGGUCGUUAGCAGGAACUGGGGAUUCACGAAGGUGA